Messenger RNA from Phycomyces blakesleeanus NRRL 1555(-), 243 nucleotides. RefSeq lists its product as hypothetical. Lineage: Eukaryota; Fungi; Mucoromycota; Mucoromycetes; Mucorales; Phycomycetaceae. The annotation marks the transcript as partial. Gene Ontology annotation, biological process: fatty acid metabolic process. The record is from RefSeq and is a predicted model, not a curated record. Gene Ontology annotation, molecular function: fatty-acyl-CoA binding. The transcript has 2 exons.
UUUUGUCGUGCAUUAGCCGUAGUUCGAACAUUACCCGACAAUGACACCGUCCAACUCACAGCAAGUGAGAGAUUGAAUCUAUAUGGUCUUUACAAACAAGCUACACAGGGUGAUUGUACACAACCAAAGCCUUCUUCACGAGACGUAGCAGAAUGUGCCAAAUGGAAGGCCUGGGACCGUCUUCAAGGUCUGUGUCCCACAGACGCACAAACAUUUUAUGUAGAGGCCCUCGUGGAGCUUAUU